Messenger RNA from Hemiscyllium ocellatum (epaulette shark), 1669 nucleotides. It is a transcript of the gene insyn1, whose product is annotated as inhibitory synaptic factor 1. Lineage: Eukaryota; Metazoa; Chordata; Chondrichthyes; Orectolobiformes; Hemiscylliidae. Gene Ontology annotation, cellular component: postsynaptic density. The transcript is spliced from 3 exons. The coding region runs from base 572 to 1495 and encodes 307 amino acids. Gene Ontology annotation, biological process: inhibitory postsynaptic potential. The record is from RefSeq and is a predicted model, not a curated record.
GAGUAACGGGGAAGCCAGGCCGGUUGAACAGCACCGGCGUUCUUUGAGGAGGUUGGCGACUGCUUGCAACACGGCAAAUCCGCAAUGAGUACCCCUGUCUUUCCUGCUCCUGGUCGGGAAUUCCAAAGAGCUGGGUAAAAGAUGGACCGAGAGAGAAAAAAAUAAAUAACCACACAGAACUGCGGAUACUGGAAACCUGAAACAUUACAGGAGAGGCGCUGAAGAAAUUCAGCAGAGUCUGCGUGCAUCUGUGUGGAGAUAGACCGUUCUCUUCGAGUGACUGCAGGGAAAGGGACAACAUAGAUUGAUCGGUGCAAACUUCUGAUCCUCCACCCUUUUCCUCUCUCCAAAACAAAUCUACUCCCAACCCACAAUCCAACCACCACCAUCCAGGCUGUGCCAUGUGAAAAAAAAACAAAGCCAGAGAGAGAGAGAUCGAUCCCUGGGCAAGGUUUUGGUGUGAAGAUGGUGGAUCCUGUUCCCCUGUGUCAGCCAGUUCCACGCAGGGUCUACCAGGGAAGCGGCCAGGAGCAUGGGUGGCGAGGGCCGCCUCUUGCUAGUUCUCUGAAUAAUGUCAACCAGAGAGAUCUCUCCCAGGCACAACAGCGACAAGGCAGCAGCACAGACCCCAGCCAAGGAGGUGAUCCGGAACCGCAUGAAAAUGGUCAUCGACCAGCUCGAAGUUAUCCUGCAGGAGCUCAAAGAAGUGGCGAAGGAGCUGAAGGAGGUAGUGAAACAGAUCGACAAAUUGACAUCUGAUUUUGAUUUUGAGAUGGAGCCAGAUGACUGGACAAUUGCCACAAUGAGUAGCACCUCCAGCAGUGACACAGCGAGAAACCACGACAGAUGUGGGGCUUUUUCUGAUUACGGGCAGCUCGGAUUCCUGACUCCUGACAUCCUGUCGGAUAGCUGGGAGUUCUGCUCCUUCUUGGAGCUUCCAGGAGAGUCGAGUAAGGUCGAGGCAGGCAGUGACGACAAGGAGCUCCCACACACCCCGUCUGAGGUGGACUACAGGAUGAUGAACGGAGGAUUGAUCCCCAAUGGGCCUGAGGGGUGUGUCCCUGACACAUCUAGCGAGGACACCAUUAGCAGUGCCCCUAGUCACAAGGCCCUCCUGAGGACCUCUGGCACCAGGGAGCGGGUGCGAUUCAGCGAUAAGGUUCUGUACCAUGCGUUGUGCUGCGAUGACGAUGAGAACGAGGAGCCCGAGGAGGAGGCAACCGCAAUCUCUGCAGCGAGUCCUGGUGCAGGCCCCAGUGAGAUCCGCGAGGGGGCGGGCAGUGUGGCACCCAAAGCAUUGUCCUCGCCAUCUGCUUCCAAACCCCAUCAUCACGGCCCGCCGUCCACAGUGCCAGCCAAAGGAAACCCUUCCUCCAGGAAAGUAACCAUGAGGAAUAACAGCACACAAACCGUGUCCCACAAAAGCACUCAGACGCUCCUGUCCUAUGGGUCCUCUAAGACACAACAGAACUCCAAGAAAGAGGGGCCAAAGUAGCCAUCAAUUCCUCUGUCCCAUCUCCCCCACCCCACCAACCCUAGAUGGGAUACUGCUUGACUACCUAUUGGCAUCAUGAGACUCAGGGAUUUUCAAUAGAAUAUAUUAAGAAAAAAAAUUGUUUUACAGAAAAGGUAGAUUCCAAAAUUUUGCACCCAUUGACUAAUUGCAUAA